Neogale vison (American mink) is the source of this 1197-nucleotide messenger RNA. Its product is annotated as histone H3.1-like. Bases 432 to 842 code for a protein of 136 amino acids. The transcript has a single exon. Gene Ontology annotation, cellular component: nucleosome. The record is from RefSeq and is a predicted model, not a curated record. NCBI's taxonomy places the organism in Eukaryota, Metazoa, Chordata, Mammalia, Carnivora, Mustelidae. Gene Ontology annotation, molecular function: structural constituent of chromatin; protein heterodimerization activity; DNA binding.
GCCUGCUUGUAUUCUCUGUCAAAUAAAUUAAAAAAAUUUUUUUUUCAGCCAACAAAAUAAAUCAUUGGACUAAUUGGUAUUUAAAUUAUGCUUUCAAAGGCCAAAGGACAUUGUAAAUAAUCAGGUGAGGUAGAUAAGAGAUAACUGUAAAUAAGGUAGACGCCAGAGUUGAAAACACCGGCAGUUAACAAGCAGAUUGGAGGAAUAUGUUAGUUUUUUUUUUUUCCCCUUCUAUUUUUGAUGGAAAACAGGUUUUGGUCUAAAUGUAGUGGCGGUCUUGGGAUUCAGGGAGUGAAUGUCACUACCAUUAUCUUCAUUUGGAGCCCUAGGAAGCAAGUUAUUUGUCCAAUCAGAAUGAGUAUCUAUAUCUAGUAGUAGAGUUUGGUAGGGUUUCAUUUUUCCGUCAGCAACCCGUUGUGGUUAAUUUUGGGAUGGCUCGCACGAAGCAGAUGGCGCGCAAGUCGACCGGCGGCAAGGCCCCGCGCAAGCAGCUGGUCACCAAGGCGGCCCGCAAGAGCGCGCCGGCCACGGGCGGCGUGAAGAAGCCGCACCGCUACCGGCCCAGCACGGUGGCCCUGCGCGAGAUCCGGCGCUACCAGAAGUCCACCGAGCUGCUGAUCCGCAAGCUGCCGUUCCAGCGGCUGGUGCGCGAGAUCGCGCAGGACUUCAAGACCGACCUGCGCUUCCAGAGCUCGGCCGUCAUGGCGCUGCAGGAGGCGUGCGAGGCCUACCUGGUGGGGCUCUUCGAGGACACCAACCUCUGCGCCAUCCACGCCAAGCGCGUCACCAUCAUGCCCAAGGACAUCCAGCUGGCGCGCCGCAUCCGCGGCGAGAGGGCCUAAAUUCUUUAGUGCCAGUGAUGAGAACCUUUGAACCUUAAGUUCCAAGGCUCUUUUCAGAGCCAAUGACCUUUUCUGGGAAAGAUUGCUGUGUACUUAUUUUAGGUUUCUUACAUUGUGACAGAUACUGGAGAAACCAAGUGCUACCACAUUUUCCAUAAGGCUAACUGUGUGGCUUGGAAAGAGCCGUUGAAUUAUUCUCAGCUAGCUAAACUCUUACUUCUUGGGGUUGGGCGCCUUGGCCUUCUUCGGACUCUUGGCCACUUUCUUGGCGACAGCCCCCGCGGCCUUCUUGGGCUUCUUGGCUGCCCCGGUCGCCGCCUUGGGCUUGGCCGCGCCCGCCUUCUUGGCCUUGGGC